Messenger RNA from Phaeodactylum tricornutum CCAP 1055/1, 1978 nucleotides. RefSeq lists its product with no specific name. The transcript has 3 exons. Lineage: Eukaryota; Bacillariophyta; Bacillariophyceae; Surirellales; Neidiaceae. The record is from RefSeq and is a predicted model, not a curated record. Gene Ontology annotation, molecular function: RNA binding; ATP binding; RNA helicase activity. Bases 91 to 1377 code for a protein of 428 amino acids.
ACUAACGCUGCCAAACUACCCAAGGCCUUACAUUAGUAACUUGACAACCUUUAGGAUUCGUUUUCAUCUGCAACACUCCAUCGAAUCAAUAUGGCGGACAAUGAUGACGAUCUCGUUGACUACGAUGAAGAAGAGGUCGUACCCGAAGUCGCCAAAGAUGCCGCUGCAGUGGGAGGCGACGGCAAAGAAAGUAAAAAGGGUCACUACGUAGGAAUUCACGCCUCCGGCUUUAAGGAUUUCCUACUCAAACCCGAAUUGCUUCGCGCCAUUGUGGACGCUGGUUUCGAGCAUCCCUCGGAAGUGCAGCACGAGAGUAUUCCCCAAGCUGUACUAGGCGGAGAUAUUGUUUGUCAGGCAAAGUCGGGAAUGGGAAAGACGGCAGUCUUUGUGCUCGCAACUCUGCAUCAGUUGAAUCCGUCCGCCGAAUCGGAAGACGUCCAAGUCCUUGUGCUCUGUCACACGCGUGAACUCGCAUUCCAGAUCGCCCACGAGUACGAACGCUUUUCAAAGUACCUCCCAUCCAUCAAGACUGCUGUUUUCUACGGUGGCGUCAAUGUGACUCAGAAUCGCGACAUUCUGAAAAAGGAACAUCCGCACAUUGUCGUUGGAACUCCGGGGCGUAUUCUCAAAUUGGCUCGUGACAAGGAUCUGAAGCUUUCUUCUCUCAAGCAUUUUGUACUCGACGAAUGCGACCGCGUUCUCGAGUCACUAGAUAUGCGCCGGGACGUCCAAGAGAUCUUCCGCAUGACGCCACACGAAAAACAGGUCUUGUUGUUCAGCGCUACCUUGUCCAAGGAAAUCCGUCCGGUUUGCAAAAAGUUUUGCCAGGACCCGAUGGAGAUCUACGUUGAUGACGAAACCAAACUGACCCUGCACGGAUUGCAGCUUUAUUACGCAAAACUGGCCGAGGCAGAAAAGAACAAGAAACUCAACGAUCUGUUGGAUGCCUUGGAGUUUAACCAGGUUGUCAUCUUCGUCUCCAAAGUCGCCCGUGCGAAAGAGUUGAAUCGUCUCUUAACGGAAUGCAACUUUCCUUCCAUCUGCAUCCACGCCGGUAUGCGGCAAGAGGAACGCAUCAGCAAAUAUAAAUCCUUUAAAGAUUUCAACGCCCGUAUUCUUGUCGCGACUGAUCUGUUUGGUCGGGGUAUUGAUAUUGAACGCGUCAACGUGGUCAUCAAUUACGACUUUCCGGAUGAUUCCGAUCAGUUCUUACACCGUGUGGGCCGCGCGGGACGUUUUGGUACCAAAGGGAUUGCCAUUUCCUUCAUUAGCUCCGAAGCGGAUCAAACCAUCCUUUCGCAGAUUCAGUCGCGGUUUGAAGUUAACAUUCCCACGUUGCCGGAUGAAAUUGAUAUGAGUACUUACAUGAGCACCUAAAGCUCCGCAUUGGGCAUUGCAGGAGAAAAAAUUGGAAGUUUCGAUUGAAAAAGACUGCCUAACUGUAAGAUUGCUUUUGCGGAGGGAUUAUAGGAUAAGUGUUUUUGUGGUCAGGACAGGCAACUAGCGUUUUGGAACAAACCGAGAUUUUUUUUUGGUUACAGAAAAGUUAAAUUAGAGGUCUGCUUUGAUGUGUUUGGGGAAACACAAAGGUUUAAAAUAUGUUGAUCUGGCUUUUGAUCGUAAGAAGGCCUCGAAGCUCGAUAGAAACGUUUUCUUCUGGCUCUGUCCAGUUUUGAUUUUCACUGUCAAACAGGCGACGCACCAACUCGUUUAUUCGUUUUCACAAAAGUACGGUAUUUUUUAUCAAGAUGGCAUUUUUGAUUUACCUCGACAGGAUUUAAAGCCUACGUUUGAUUUGUUCCAAAGCAUGCGCAAGCAUUUCAGCCGUCGGCCUUUUACUUGGCAACGGACUCAAGCAAGACCCAACUAUCCUGCUGAAUACUUGCAUGUCCUCGUUGGCAACUGGUCCGGCCCAGCGAUCAGGUGUUAAUGCAUGUUGCGGCAAAACGCAAUCGUAGUAAACAUCACGAGAGAGCCU